Messenger RNA from Triplophysa dalaica, 814 nucleotides. Its product is annotated as polymeric immunoglobulin receptor-like. Lineage: Eukaryota; Metazoa; Chordata; Actinopteri; Cypriniformes; Nemacheilidae. The record is from RefSeq and is a predicted model, not a curated record. The transcript is spliced from 4 exons. Bases 173 to 814 code for a protein of 213 amino acids.
UGUACAGAAAAACAAGGGAAAUGUGAACAUUCACGAUGAAACACAAAAUAAUCUCUUCAGUGUGAGAAUAACUGAUGUGAGAUCAGAAGAUGCAGGAGUUUAUUUAUGUGGAGUUUAUCUCAACAAAACCUCCUACAGUUACUCCAUUCUUACUGCUGUUCAUCUUCACAUUAUGAUGUCUCCAGUGUUUGGAGAUGAAGGAGGAUCUGCUCAGAUCAUCUGUCCUUAUGAUCCCAUCUAUACAUCACAGACAAAGUAUCUGUUGAAGAGCUCCACUACAGCUGAAAAUACUCUCAUGGAGAUGAACAGAUCGAGUGUGAAUGAUGACAUGACAGCAAGUGUGUUUAGUGUGAACAUCACUGGACUGACAGCAGAGGAUGCUGGGAAAUACUGCUGUGCAGUGACAUUAGAAACAGACGUGAUUUAUCUUUACACUCAUCUCAUUAUUAUCAUCAAACAGGAACUUCUCUUGAAUAAGAGAGAAGGAGACAACAUGUCAAUGGAGUGCAAACAUCACGCUGAAUAUCAGAAAGUCUUCUGUAAAGCACAUAAAGUCUCAAUGUGUGUCAAUGAUGGAGUUUCAUUACAGUCAAUCAGAGAUGAUGGAUUCUCGUUAAGUGAUGAAACAUCUACUGGAGUCUUUACUGUAAACAUCAGUCAUCUGAGAGAAGAGCAUUCUGGGAUAUACUGGUGUGGAUCUCACAUCAUCACUAAAGUGCAUUUAAACGUCAUCAGAGUUCUGAGUCGCACGGCACGUUUGAGAGCUUUUGACACUUGUUUUAAUCUGCACCAGCAGUAUUCUGGAAGUGUUUGA